Molecule: messenger RNA, 3227 nt
Organism: Polyodon spathula (Mississippi paddlefish)
Lineage: Eukaryota; Metazoa; Chordata; Actinopteri; Acipenseriformes; Polyodontidae
Product: ras-related protein M-Ras-like
Exons: 6
Coding region: 225-851 (208 amino acids)
Biological process (GO): signal transduction
Cellular component (GO): plasma membrane
Molecular function (GO): GDP binding; GTPase activity; GTP binding
Source: RefSeq, a predicted model, not a curated record
UCAUAGUGUCAGCUGUUGCAAUGUGAAGAAUCGUGUGUGUUCGUUUCUCUGAGCUGACCAGAGAGGCUGAGUCUGGGGUUGGAGCGGAUAGGAAGUGCAGUUCUGAGCCGGGAUUAUUCUUCUUCUCCAUGUGAAAGAAAGCCGGCAAUGUGAUGGCUGCAGCAGGUUUUGGGAGGGGUUAAUCGGGUUGCUGUUGCAUACUGUUAAUUCGGUGUACUGUAGCUAUGGCAACGAGUGCGGUUCCAAGCAACAACCUUCCUACUUACAAACUAGUGGUGGUGGGGGACGGGGGCGUUGGGAAGAGCGCGCUUACCAUUCAGUUUUUCCAGAAGAUCUUUGUACCCGAUUACGACCCGACGAUAGAAGACUCCUAUUUGAAGCACACAGAGAUCGAUGGGCAGUGGGCGAUACUUGAUGUGCUGGACACAGCGGGACAGGAGGAGUUCAGCGCGAUGAGGGAGCAGUACAUGAGGACGGGCGAUGGAUUCCUCAUAGUGUACUCGGUGACAGACAAAGCAAGCUUUGAGCACGUUGACCGAUUCCACCAGCUCAUUCUCAGAGUCAAAGACCGGGAAUCCUUUCCAAUGAUACUGGUUGCCAACAAAGUAGAUUUAAUGCACUUAAGAAAAGUUACAAGUGAGCAGGGCAAAGAAAUGGCAGCUAAACAUAACAUUCCAUACAUAGAAACGAGUGCUAAGGACCCUCCAAGUAAUGUUGACAAAGCAUUUCAAGACCUUGUCCGAGUAAUCCAGCAAGAAAUACCAGAGAAAAGCCACAAGAUGCAAAAGAAAAGGAAGUGGCGUGAGGAACGAGCGAGUGGCUCUCACAGACUGCAGUGUGCCAUCUUGUGACAGAGCAGAGCAGGCACCUCGCUUCAAAACAACUAAACCAUUGGAACUGCCUGCUGCUUCUAACUGAGGAUGAGAGAGAGAGAGACAGUCUCGCUCCUCCAGCUGAGCUGUCCUGGCCACAAACAAGUGUCAGCAUACACCAUGCAGUAUUCCUCAAGGAGAAAAAGAUGAAGUAACUUGACUGAACUGGUUUAAUAAAAUACUGAGUGAUUUCAGGUGUUAGAGUAUAGUCUAGCUGUCCUAGCAGCACUUGCACCCUCAUGUUUUUUCUUCGUUAUCCAGCUGAAGGACAUGUGGUCCGAAACAGUCUGAUAUAAUUGAUUUUUUUAAUUAAUUCACAUUUGUGUACUUGCUUUAACAUUUUCUUAUUUAUGUAAUUGCACACACGCUGUACUUGUGCCUCUGUAGCCAUUUCACGGGGGCAGCUGUUUGGAAGAGACUGCUAUUCGAAUGCCCCCGUUUUCACAUUUUACUCUGAAGAAAAGUAAACGAACGCUGGAGGAAAAAAAAAAAAGUGGCUGUUUGUAUUAGGUCCAAGAACAGUGUCAGAAAAAAAGUGAAGUGAAGUUUGAAUGCCACAAUGAAUUUCAGCCGGCGUGUUGGAAGUGUGCAAAGUGUUUCAUUGCAUUUUUUAAAAUGUUGAAGCAAGAUGGUGUAAAGUAAAUACUAUACAGCUCAAACUAGUUUUUAAAUGAGAUCAGAACAAUGAACUAUUUCCAGACUUUCAUAGAUAUACUGAUACAUUUUGCAUGAGAUGCAAAGGACCGUGUUUCUAUGUAUGUAACUCCCAAACCUCUCAACUGUCGUAUUAUUAAUAUUCUUGUUUUUCUUUUUGUCCUGUGACAUAAUUUGCAUUUUAGUCCAAUUUCCUUGAAGGAAUGCCAGAUUGCUUGCAGUACAUGAUAGAACAAAGUAAAAGCAAGUGAUCGUUCUUGUGUGGUGUAACAGGAGCCCUACCUCAGAGCAGGACUGGCUGCUGGUGCAGCCCACACAGCUGAGCCUCCCUCUUACAUACUGGGUGUGCUCUGUUUCUGUUCGGGACCACGAUGAGGUUCAGAGGCAUGGGGUUUCCAAACAAGCUUGGAUCGUUUCUUCUGUAUCAGUAAAUUCCUUUUUCGUUACUCCAUCCAGUUUCAAUUAUGAUUUUGUAAUUGGCACUCCAGUUAAUAACAGCGGGGGACACAAAAGCAGCUGGUUUGUUUUGAUCUGUGCCCAGGCCGGGCAGUGCAUGGAGCAGCAGUUAUGCAUGAGUUUGCAACAUUUAAACCCAUUUCAUAUUUCCAUUGCUGCACGCCCAGCAAAGGCACAUAUCGUACAACAAAACUGCAGCGAGAGGUUGGGUAUGUUUGUAAUGCUUUUACUAAUUUCCCAUUAAUGUGCCGAUGUACUGUGCAGCUUCCCAAAUGAGAAGUCAUGUUCAAGUAGAAGAGUCAGGGAACUCCGGAUUUGCCACAUAGUGUGUAGAGCCUUCUUGCCUGUGAUUGUGUGCAGAGCUAGGAGGGUCAGUUAGAUACUGCACAGUGAACCCAGCUUUGGUUGAUCCUUCCAAAUGCAUCUCUGUUUCAAUGCAAUGAGUUCUAGAUGUAGAGGGCUUACCCACGUGCAAAUGUUCCUUCUCAUAAUACCGUCAGUAUUGCUACUCGACUGGGUUAGGCAAGUGUGGUGCCUCAGUACAGCCAUUGUGCUGCUCGUAAAGACUGCUGCAUAUUCACAGGGAAAGCAAUCUGUACUUCCUCAGAUGGAGGUUACACUGGGUUAGGAUGCAUGUCUAUGCAGAUUCACAUAAUUUGUAUGCUGUGAACCGUUUGAUCUACAAUGGCCUUUUAUUUGUAGCUUUUUUCAAGAAUUGUAAAAUGAGACCGCAUUGAUGUUAUCAAUGCUGGAGCUAGCAGAAAGUACCAAUGCAAGUGUAUUGUGAGGCAUCAAGUACAAUUAACACAUGCAUUUAAAGGGCAGCCUGGUGUGUGCAUGAAAUAUCUUUACAAACGUGCAAGGUCAGGGUCAAUUGUUGACAGUGUACAGUGUUCUUUUUUAGUUGAAGUGCUUGUACAUUUUCUGAGACCUUUGGUUAACAGAACAUGAUUUUCUAUCAAAAAAAUGGUUUGAAUGCAAGAGAUGAGACAUACAGUAAAGCAGAAGCAGAGAAUCACAUACAGAAAUGACCCUAUGAAGACCGGGGACCAAUAAGAAAACACUGUGCUAGGUUCUUAGGACUAUUUUAAAUGUAACAUUCACUACAAAGGGCAGCACUGAGCAGUCCACGAGUCCAGCAGUCAAGUUCAGAAACUAGUCGCACGUCACGUCAUUGUGGAGUAAUUGUGAAAGGUGCGGUUGCAAUCUGUUUAAAUAUAACAUUAAUAAAUAGUUUUAAAACAA